Molecule: messenger RNA, 3273 nt
Organism: Tinamus guttatus (white-throated tinamou)
Lineage: Eukaryota; Metazoa; Chordata; Aves; Tinamiformes; Tinamidae
Source: RefSeq, a predicted model, not a curated record
UCGUAACCUGUGGCAGUGAUGGAGACGUCAGGAUUUGGGAAAACCUGGAUGAUGAUGAUCCAAAGUCCAUUAAUGUGGGAGAAAAGGCCUAUUCGUGUGCUCUAAAGAAUGGAAGACUGAUCACAGCAGUAUCUAACAACACUGUUCAGAUUCAUACUUUUCCUGAGGGAACUCCAGAUGGCAUCCUGACUCGUUUCACCAUGAAUGCCAACCACAUUGUCUUUAAUAGCGACGGUACCAAAAUUGCUGCUGGUUCUAGUGAUUUCAUGGUCAAAAUUGUGGAGGUGACUGAUAGCAGCAAGCAGAAAACAUUCCGAGGACAGGAUGCUCCUGUUUUAAGCCUUGCUUUUGAUCCCAAGGAUGAUUUCCUGGCAUCGGCAAGCUGUGACGGGUCUGUCAGAGUAUGGAAAAUCGCAGAUCAGGCUUGUGUGACAAGCUGGCAGCUGCUGCAGAAAUGUAACGAUGUGAUAAAUGCUAAAUCAAUAUGUAGGCUUGGCUGGCAACCUGGAAGUGGGAAAUUCUUGGCAGUUCCUGUAGAUAAAGCUGUUAAGCUAUACAGAAGAGAAACCUGGGAUAACAAACUGGAUCUAUCGGAUACUUUCAUCACACAGCCCUUGAAUGUUGUGGUCUGGUCUCCUUGUGGGCAAUACCUGGCAGCUGGAAGUGUGGAUGGGAGUAUAGUGGUAUGGAAGGUAGCAACCCAGGAGUGCAUAGAGAGGAUGAAACAUGAGAAAAAAUACACAAUUUGUGGGCUGGCAUGGCACCCGAAAUGUGGGCAGAUUGCUUAUACAGAUACUGAAGGAAAUCUGGGGUUGCUGGAAAAUGUUGGUGAUGGAAAGAAACCAAAUGCUAAGGUCACUGGUGCAGUGACGAAAGACUAUGAUGAUCUAUUUGAUGGAGAGGAUGAUGACUACUUAAAUGGAGAUAUGAUUGAACCACAGUCUUCCCCAAAGGCUGUAGCUAAUGAAGAUGAUGGUGGUGAUGAUGAUGAUCUUGCGCCUACUUCAGGCCGUCCAAGACGGACAAUAAUUGAUGACGAUGAUAAUUUGCUAGAUAUUGGGUUGAUAAAAGCUAGUUCUAGUCUCCUUGAAAAGGAGAAUGAAGAUGAGGACCAGGCUGCUGGCUUUACAGAUUUACCAACAUUGUCUACUCAACGGCCUUUAUAUGAUGGGCCAAUGCCAACGCCCAGGCAAAAGCCUUUCCAGUCUGGCUCUACCCCUGUACAUCUCAUGCAUCGCUUCAUGGUAUGGAAUUCUGUUGGUAUCAUACGCUGUUACAAUGAUGAGCAAGACAAUGCUAUAGAUAUAGAAUUCCAUGAUACCUCCAUACAUCACGCGACUCACCUGCCAAAUUCUCUGAAUCACACGAUGGCUGACCUUUCUACUGAAGCUAUUUUAUUAGCCUGCGAGAGUACAGAGGAACUGGCAAGCAAGCUCCACUGCAUUCAUUUCAGCUCAUGGGAUGCGAACAAGGAGUGGACAGUGGAUAUGCCAGAGGAUGAAGACAUUGAGGCCAUCUGUCUGGGCCAUGGCUGGGCUGCUUGUGCCACUAGUGCCCUGCUAGUUCGUGUCUUCACUGUUGGAGGGGUUCAGAAAGAGAUCUUCAGUCUUCCAGGAGCAGUGGUGUCUAUGGCAGGACAUGGAGAGCAAUUGAUGAUUAUUUAUCACAGAGGUACUGGGUUUGAUGGGGACCAAUGUCUUGGAGUGCAGCUGCUGGAAUUAGGAAAAAAGAAAAAACAGGUUUUGCAUGGAGACCCUCUUUCUCUUGCAAAGAAAUCCUACUUGACGUGGAUUGGAUUCUCAGCAGAAGGUACCCCCUGUUACGUGGAUUCUGAGGGGAUCGUGCGGAUGUUGAACCGUGGAUUUGGGAAUACCUGGAUUCCAGUGUGCAACAUGAGGGAGCAUUGCAAAGGAAAAUCUGAUCAUUACUGGGUAGUUGGCAUCCAUGAAAAUCCCCAGCAGCUCAGGUGUAUUCCUUGUAAAGGAGCUCGAUUCCCACCUACGCUCCCGCGUCCUGCUGUAGCAAUAUUAUCUUUCAAACUUCCUUACUGUCAAGUUACGACAGAAAAGGGACAGAUGGAGGAACAAUACUGGCGUUCUGUUGUAUUUCAAAACCAUAUGGAUUACUUAUCAAAAAAUGGCUAUGAACUUAAUGAAAUGGCUAAAAAUCAGUCAGCAAAAGAACAACAAGAACUUCUAAUGAAACUCUUUGCCCUCGCUUGUAAACUGGAGCGUGAAUUUCGCUGCGUGGAACUUGCUGACCUCAUGACACACAACGUUGUGAACCUGGCUAUCAAGUAUGCUUCUCGUUCCCGGAGGCUGAAUCUAGCCCAGCGCCUUAGCGAGAUGGCUGUGGAGAAAGCAAGUGAACUAGCCACAGCGGAGCAGGAGGAGGAGGAGGAGGAGGAGGAGGAAGAGGAUUUCCGAAGGCAUUCAAAAAUGGAAGAUGAGGAGGAAGCUGAUGCAUGUGAGGAAGCAGAAGCAACACCAGAGGCACAUAAACAGAGGCCAAAUCCUUUCUCCAAAGGUGUUGCUUCAAAAGAGGUGAUUACUCCUAAGUCUGCUGUAAUUUCAUCAAGCAGCCAAGGACGAGUGAAUCCCUUUAAGGUGUCAUCUAACAAAAAGGACCCAGUGGUUCCCUUGGCUAAUGUUCUAGACUCCAUGAGCAAAUACUCAAAGAAAACUCCUUCGUCCAGCAGUCGGGUUGUGAACAAGGAGAAGUCUCAGGUUAUAAAACCUCUGAUUCCCAAACCAAAGUCCAAGCAGGUUUCAGCAGCCUCCUUUUUUCAGCCUCGUACACCAAAUUCUAAUGAAAAAAUAGUGGAAGAAAGAGAAGAAAAAGCAGAAAAUGAGUGUCCUGUUGACAAAGUUGCUGUGCAAGAGAACACUGAAAACAAAAGACCAAGAACAGGAUUCCAGUUAUGGCUAGAAGAGAACAGAGCAAACAUUUUAACAGAUAAUCCUGAUCUGAAUGAAGCAGAAGUAAUAAAAGAAGGCAUGAAUCGGUUUAGAAUGCUGUCGGCAGAAGAACGAAUGGUAUGGACUGAGAAAGCAAAAGGAGGCACAGCUAAUGAUUUACCCGAAGCUAAAAAGCGAAAGCGUCCUGCAGCUGGUGAAGAUGAGGAGAAAAAGCAGGAGGAAAAAUCAGAGGACUCAAAUUCAUCCAAAAAAAUAAAACCUUUAGAUCAAUCUACAAAUGUCAGACUGUCAGCUUUUGCAUUCAAGCAAAGUUGAACAAUGUGAUACCUUCUCAGCAUGUUUUCUCAAAACGUGA